CAUAAAUUACUAUAAAUGAGUUAACACUGUAAAGUGAAUGUAAACUGGAAGAAGAAGAAUAUAGUUUAUAAAUGAAAAAAUAAUUUAGUAUAGGAAACAUGCUUUUAUAUGAGAAAAGGCAAAAAUAUAAACUACUUGUAGAAAAACUACUAAGUCGUUGCCAAGAAAUACAAACGGAAAAUGAACGCUGUGUAAUAAGAGUCAAUACAAUAAAAAAGUUAAUACGUCGUCGCGUACGAGAUGUGGAACUACUAAAGAAAUGUCUAGAUCGUCAUAAUGACAUCUGGCGUUCGUUACCUAUGGUGGCUCCUCAUCCUAAAAGAAAAAUCGAACAAAAACGUGGGCCUAAACCAAAGAAUAAGGAUCCCAGCAAUCAGCAAAAAGAGAAGAAAGUGCGUAAACAAAGAAUGAAGAAGAUCACCGAUGAACCGAGUAAGCCCUCAGAUGCCAACAAUGUUAACCCAAGUUUUAGUGUGGUUCAGGGAAUAGAAGAAACGCGAUUGUACGAAAGUCACGCUCAACAAUUGCUCAUGAUGCAACAACGUCAAAUAAACUUGAAAAAACAAUUCUUUUAAAAUAAAAUAUUAAACACC
This is a messenger RNA of Glossina fuscipes, 593 nucleotides long. RefSeq lists its product as uncharacterized. Bases 99 to 575 code for a protein of 158 amino acids. Gene Ontology annotation, molecular function: DNA binding. NCBI's taxonomy places the organism in Eukaryota, Metazoa, Arthropoda, Insecta, Diptera, Glossinidae. Gene Ontology annotation, cellular component: Ino80 complex. The record is from RefSeq and is a predicted model, not a curated record. The transcript has 2 exons. Gene Ontology annotation, biological process: apoptotic process; apoptotic signaling pathway; positive regulation of apoptotic process.